GCUCUCUUCCGCUUUCCUCCUCAGUUCUUACCUGACCGACCUGCCUACUUGACGACACCGCUGCAGUCUUUUGUGUUUUUAUUGUCAUCGUUAGUCAAAAAAAGCAAACAUGGCUCAAGUGAACAAGUGCCUGAAGUUAACCUUCAUUUUGUCCAACCUGUUCUUCGCGAUAGUGGGCGUGGUCAUCAUCUCUCUGGCUCUGCUAAUGCAAGUGUUCACACGUGGAACUGAUGUGGAAGGUCGUUCCACUGCUCUGAUCCUGAUGUACGUGGUUGGCACCAUCACCAUGUUGAUCGCCGCUUUGGGAGCGUAUGGAGCGCACCGCCAGAGUCGAGCCGCGCUCAUUGUGUUCCUGGUAUGCAUGGUGAUCGGAAGUCUGCUCAUGCUGCGUGUUGGCAUCCCCUUUGCCGCGUUUCGUCCUGAGGUGGAGAGCAUGAUGGAGGACAAGUUCCGUAAGAUGCUGCCGUUGGAUGCAACCUCCGAGGAAAACCAGCACAUCACUAACAAUUUGCAGGAAAUUCUGCAGUGUUGCGGCCUCUUCAGCUACGACGACUGGCGCAUGAACAUUCCCAACUCGUGUUUGUGUGACGGGGUGGCGCAGCUGGAGGGAAAAUGUCAGACCGUCCGCUACGACCUGCUGAUGCUGCAGGUGAAGAAGUCGGUGUACAUUCAGCCGUGCUUCCCUCUUGUCGCUCACUACGUCCUCUUGAGUCUCGACGUCAUCAUCGGAGUGGCCUUUGUGUUGGCCGUUUUGGCGCUGCUGGGCCUGACGCUGUCGUCCAUCAUCAUCCAUCAGCUGCGUGCAACCAGCCGACCCACCCUGAUGAUGGUGGUGCCCAGCAUCUUCAAGUCGGCGCCUCCCAAGUACCAGGAGCUGCACAACCCUCCAAUGUACUAGGCCACACCUCAUUUUGCUCUUUUGUUGGAGACCGAUCGGGCAUUUAGUUACAAAGUGCCUUAAAUGACAAAUGCACUGGCGCUAUGGUUAAAAGCCUGCGCUGCAAUUUUCUUGAUAAACUUUGGUCACAUUAGAAACUACUGUAUGAAGUAAAACAAAUGUACUUUCUUUUGUAAACAGUAUGUACUGUUUUAUUCUUAUGCGUAAAGAUUAAAGAACUUUUUAAAA
Entelurus aequoreus (snake pipefish) is the source of this 1126-nucleotide messenger RNA. RefSeq names its product tetraspanin-8-like. The transcript has 8 exons. Bases 110 to 898 code for a protein of 262 amino acids. NCBI's taxonomy places the organism in Eukaryota, Metazoa, Chordata, Actinopteri, Syngnathiformes, Syngnathidae. The record is from RefSeq and is a predicted model, not a curated record. Gene Ontology annotation, cellular component: membrane.